Molecule: messenger RNA, 1887 nt
Organism: Austrofundulus limnaeus
Lineage: Eukaryota; Metazoa; Chordata; Actinopteri; Cyprinodontiformes; Rivulidae
Gene: hcn5
Product: hyperpolarization activated cyclic nucleotide-gated potassium channel 5
Biological process (GO): potassium ion transmembrane transport; regulation of membrane depolarization; sodium ion transmembrane transport
Cellular component (GO): membrane; HCN channel complex; axon
Molecular function (GO): voltage-gated potassium channel activity
Source: RefSeq, a predicted model, not a curated record
ACAAACACYGGAGGAGUUGGCUCGGAGCUGCUGGUGGACUGUAUGUACAGCAUCAGGUAACACACGACAGGGUUUAAUUACAUCCGUGGAAGGGCUGACCCAGACUGAACCGGUCUCUGCACACACGCUGCCAGAUGUCUGAUCCCCUCGGCCCGCUCCUGCUCCACCACUGUCUUUAGUAUUAAUGCGAGCCGGACCUUGUCCUUUUGACGUGGUUUGAUUCAUGUGAGAAUGAGACGUGCUUACUGAAUAGUUGAUGAGCUGGGAGAAGAAGAAAAGAAGUGCCAGAGUGGGGUGGGUGCAGAAGCGGAGAGAGGAAGGGAGGGUUCGAGGGAGAGAGUGAGCAGAAAGGAGAGGACCCACUCUCCUCCCUCCACACAGCCUCAGUGAGCUCGCCAGGUCCGGAGGCUCCAUGUCAAACUGAGAGGUCCUGAUUCUGAGGAGCAGCAGGGAGCAGAGGAUGGCCCGUGCCUUCAGCUGAGCGGAGGAAACUGAGGCUCGCCAUGGAGAAACUGAAAGGUCCCACUGUGGGAGGCACUAAAGCCACCUGUGGAUGGAGAGCCCUGCUCCUCCCGCAGCUCAACAGACAGUCUCUGUACGUGUACGGCAGCGAGGUGGCCGUGGAGAAGGAGUGCAUCCGUCAGCUGGAGAGUGGAGUCUUUGUCAUUCACCCUUUCAGCCCCAUGAGGAGUUACUACAUUAUGUGCAUGAUGGCCAUCACCUUCCUGAACCUGAUUGGGAUUCCCAUGGAGAUAGCCUUCAUGGACGGCACCGGUGGGCUGGCCUGGGAAAGUUUCAACGUGUUCUCRGACACCUUGUUUCUGCUCGACGUGGUUCUGAACUUCCGAAUGGGGAUCAUAACAGAGGACGCCGAGGAAGCUAUUUUAGAUAUAAAGAGGAUCCGACUUAGUUACCUGCGGACAUGGUUCAUCCCAGACAUCAUAGCAGCUUUCCCAAUUGGAUACAUUCUCCUGUUUGCGGACUUACAUUACCACAGUGAUGACAACCCAUCCAAGACCAACAAGAUGAUGAGGAUCCUGAUGUUUGUGCGGAUCCUCAGCCUGAUUCGACUCGCUCGAGUGUCCAGGCUGGUCCGGUUCUUUAACGAAGUGGAGAAGGUGUCAAAUGCAAACCUGGAGGUGGUCCGUUUGUUCUUCCGCAUAUUGUCUCUCUUCAUGAUGAUUUUUUUGCUGUGUCACUGGAACGGCUGCAUUCAGUACUUUGUGCCUAUGCUGGAGGAGUUUCCCACUGACUGCUGGGUCCGGAAAGAAAACCUGAUGAAUUCCACAGUCAUUGUAAAAUACUCUUGGGGAGUUUUUCGAGCUCUCUCUCAGAUGAUUGCUCUCUCCUAUGGUUCCAUGGACGCUCCAACAAAUUACAUCGAGCUGUGGAYCGUUAUGGUCAGCAUGGUGUCCGGCUGCCUGAUGUACACCAUCCUAGUGGCCAACGCUACGACCAUGAUUGCCAACCUCGACCCUGCAGCCAAGGAAUACAAGAGCAAGAUGAGCCGUUUGGAGCACUACAUGACCUUCAUGAAGCUGCCACCAGAGCUGCAGCUUCGCAUCAGCAACUACUACCAGGCUCGCUACGGAGGGAAGUGGUUUGAUGAGAAAUACGUUAUGGAUACAGUCUCCUCGUCACUCAAAGAGCAAAUCCUGACAGUGAUGUGCAACCGGCUGCUUCAAAAUGUGCCAAUGUUUCAAAACAGAGAUGAGAACUUUAUUAGUGACCUCCUCCCUAAACUGGAGUACGAGGUUUUCCAGGAAGGAGACGUCAUCGUUCGACAGAACGUUCCAGGUGAUCACAUGUUCUUCAUCGAUCAUGGCCAGGUUCUCAUGGAGAUGGAUUCCUACGAGAGAGAGCUGUGCGAUGGAGACUUUUUUGGAG